CCGGAUAUUACGUUAUCGCAACGCGUUAUUCUUGUACUCGCCACACUGACAACUGCUGCAAGAAUUACAGUGAGUUUAUUCUGUUCAUCAGUUCAUGUUGGGUGGAGGUAGGAAAGUUUCUGAAAGACUCUUCCAAUUCAGCUGUCUUGGCUGUAACAUCUCUUUCAAAACCAGCACAUUUUAUCAUAGUGCCAAGCUUCCUACUUCACAUCAUUGCUCUUUCCCAGUUUCAACUCAUUCCUUUCUCGCGUCUCCUUCGGAUUAUUCUUCUUUUCAACGCACUGUUCAACCAACAUCCUAUUUUCCUUUGAUCAGGUCAGAUAAAAUUAUUCGCUACUUUUCCUAUCUCACCCAUCCUGCUGAAGAAAUGGAUUUAAAGAAAGUGCUUGAUGUUCUAGAGCAGCUUGCUCCACUGUCUUUGGCUGAACCGUGGGAUAAUGUUGGCCUGUUGGUGGAGCCCAGCAAACCACGUCCCAUCAAAACAAUCCUGCUGACUAAUGACCUGACAGCGGCUGUUAUGGAUGAAGCUGCGAUGAUAAAUUGUGACCUGAUUAUUUCAUAUCACCCACCGCUUUUUCGACCUUUCAAGCGCUUGGUGCAGAAGGACUGGAAGCAGAAAUUGGCUGUCAGAGCAAUAGAGGGUGGCAUUGCAGUUUUUUCUCCACACACCUCAUGGGACAGCAUUAAAGGUGGUCUAAAUGAUUGGCUUGUUGAAGGAAUGGGAAGUGGGCAAGUAUCGGUAUUAAGACAAGCCUACUCUAGCGCUCAAGACAAACACAGACUUGAAUUCUCAUUGUUGAAUGAUGAAGAACUAGACAGCCUUUUGGCACAGCUCAGAUGCAUAGAGGGCAGUGAAACCUUUCAGUUAUCUACAGUAAAAAAUGAGGUUGGAGGACAGCAGGUAAAUCUAACCUGUCCAAGUUCAGCUUUAACUGCUGUUGUUCAGAAUUUGGUUUCAAAUCAACAUGCCAGCAAAUCUCUAAAUGUUACACAAGUCCAACAGCCUCCUUUGUUAGGCUGUGGUCAAGGACGACUUAGUGUUCUGCAUGAGCCGGCGGCUCUUGCUGUAGCAGUACAGAAAAUGAAAACUCAUCUUGGUUUACCCCACUUGAGACUUGCUCUGGGGGACCAGCAAACGUUAGAGUCUAUGGUGAAGACGGUUGCUGUAUGCGCAGGGUCUGGAGGUUCAGUCUUACAGGGUUCGAAAGCAGAUCUCUACAUCACAGGUGAGAUGUCCCAUCAUGAGGUUCUAGAUGCUGUUGCCAAAGGCACAAGUGUGAUUCUCAGUGACCAUAGCAACAGUGAAAGAGGCUACCUGUCCGUAUUCAAAGAGAAACUGAUGGAAAAACUGGGUCACACGGUUAGCGUAGUCAUCUCUGAAAGCGAUAGAGAUCCGCUGCAGGUAGUGUGAUGUCAUCCAGUUUUACACAGGGUGCUUGCUAUGCAUGUGUAAAUCAGAAAUCAUAAUAUUGCACUUCUAUGCAAUAACCUUCAUUUUGUAAUUGUUACAUUGCAGUUUUCCUACUUGCCAUCAUAAAAAAAAUCUAUUUAUAGUUCUUUUUAAAUGUACUGUAAAUGUAUUUAGUUAUCAAAUGGUAAGAAAGUGUUAAGUGUGCUUUUAAAUGUCUAAUAAACAGUAGGAGGUAGAGGGGGAGGGUGUUUUUCCAAGUAGUUUGAUAGCAGGGUGGGAUAGUCAGUCAUAACACCUGUGGCUCCCAUUGAAAACGCAGCUGCCAUGUCACUCUCCUCAUUGCACACAAGCAGCUGCACCUGAGACAGAAAUGAAAAGAUUUUGUUUUGGAUUAGAUUUACGAUUCAUGUGCAACAUUUUUUGCUUUGUGCUACAAAACAUGCUCACCUGUAUACCCCUCUUGACUAAGUGCUCCAACAAAGAUUUCCGCAUAGUCAACCUGAAUAAAGCAUCAGAAAAAGCGAUUGUAAUAUUUUUUUUGUGAGCCAUUCAAAGGAUACAAAACUCAAUAUUUAUUUUUUCCAAAAACAUCUUAUAAUGAAUUUUACAGGCAUUAAGGGCUAAGAAGAGCACUGCUUACUUCUGAAGUAAAUACACUACAAAUCUUUUCUUAAGAAUGGCUUCCUCUGGAAUAUAAGUCCUGAAAAACACAUAAUUAUUGCAUUAGUUAUGCAAGUCAAAUGCAUUGUGUAGAUCAGUGGUUCUCAAUCCUGGUCCUGGCCUCCUCACAUUUUGUAAGUCUCCCUUAUUUAACACAGCUGAUUUAAAUCAUCAGCAGAGAUCUCAUUCAAUUGAACUGAGUCUGUCAGAUAAGAGAGAGAUACAAAAUGUAGAACAUUGGGCCUCCAGGACCAGGAGUGCGAACCUCUGGUGUAGAUAAUAGCAAUCUACUCUCAUAUGUUAUGAAAUUAGCCAACACCUCUUGAAACAUUUUAAAGAAACUCAGUCUUUGUAACUUAUCAAAUCUCGAUUCUUCCCAGUUCCCACAAUUUCAACUGUUUGCAGAUAAUAUAGACCAACCUGUUGAUAAUUCUGGGCAGGUAGAACAGCAGUAGACUUUCACCCAGAGGCACAAAGGGGAGGAGGCCGGUAUAAAAGAGCAAUAAAAGCACUGCUCCACGCCAUAUAGUAAACAUGUAGGGCAUGUGUGGGUUCUGCAAACAGAACAAAUGACACAGAAAUAAAGAAAAGAUAAGCCAAAGAUCUUGCAUGAAAGAUUUGUGUUCUCUACAAAUUUACAAAUUGGCCUCUUUCAUUUAAACACGACAGUCUAUUAGUAUAUGAGUGAAGAUUGUAAUGCUCAAUAAUGUCAGAGAAAAAAAACUGUUGCCGUACCUCCUUUUGACAAUUAUCCAUUAUUUUUGAUUCUUCAGAAGCCCAAAUUGUAAUACCAUCUCUUCCAUACUGUUUUACAAGACUAGAGACCUAUAACAACAGAAAAGAGUGAAACCAGAUUAAUUUCAUCUACAUAACUAAGCACAAAAGAGUUUAGAAAAUUUGACCAUUUAUCUGGCUCAACAUCUUGCAACCAAUCAUUGUCCUCUGAUUUAAGGGUUAUGGAUUAAAGGCAUAUUUAAAACAUGACAUGAUUUAGCCAAAUAGGACAUUUUCAUUAAUCAGUGCUGCACUGUUAAUUUUAAAACAACAGUUUAUAUAAAAAAAAAACAUGGGCCAAAUCUUUUUUCUUACUGUCAGAGAAAAUGGUCAAAAAAUGUCUGUGGCGGUACCCUUUCAAAAAGUAAAUUUUGGCAUCUAAAGUGGUCAUAUUACUCACAGGUACAUAAUGGUACCAAAUGUACAUAUAUGUCUACAUACAGUAAAUGAUACAUACACUUUAAAAAAUGUUGGUUUAUUUUUUAACCCACUGUCAAAACUAAAGGUACAAAUCUGUUACUGGGGCAGUACCCUUUAAAAAAGGUCAUAAUAUGUACCAUUUAGGUACAAAUAUGUAUCUUUGAACUGCCAGUAUGUACCUUUUGAAGUACUAAUAUGCACUCUUUGGGUACAAAGAUGUACCUUUUUAAAGGGUACUGUCACAUUGACAACUUUUGUACUUAUAUUUCUGAGAGUGCAGCGUUGUGUUGAAAACGACCCAACCCUUUGGGAUGUAUUUUAAUUUGUGCUAGGUUGUUUCAAGCCUAAAUGCUGGGUUGUUUAACCCAUUGUUGGGUCAAACAUAAACAUUUUCUGGUUAAUUUAACUCAACACUGUGUUGAAAAAAAAACCAGCAUUUUUUUUUAGAAUUCAUGUACCAUUCACUGUACAGAUACAUUUGGUACCAGUAUGUACCUCUGAGGUACUAGUAUGACCUCUUUAGAUAUAAAGGUGUACUUUUUGAAAACAUACCCCCAGUGACAGCUGGGGACCAUUUUUAACUUGGUCUAAUACAUCAGAGUAAUAUGAUAGAUAAUAAUUUUACUCCAACCUCAGCUUUAAGCAUAAUCCUAAAAUCCUGUCAGUUGAUGAUAAUGUUUUUAUCCGAAAGAAGGAUGCUGAUCCAGAAACAUGUCGUACUUGAUUAAAUCUCUUUACAUAUCAGCUAGGUAAAUGGGGGUUUACCUUUUUAAUAAGCAAUCCAUUGUCUUCUUUGAUUUCAAGUAUCAUUGGCAUGUUAGGAAAUUUUUUGAAGACAUCUUCAAGUAAUGCAAACCUUCUGUCCUUUCCUGAACUGUAGUGUCCUAACCGAAACAUGUGCAGUAGUAGUAACUUUUUAACUUUUUCUAUAAAUCAAUAUUUAAAAUCAUGUAAACUGUAAAAAAUAAUUCAGUGGCUUUGUAAAUAUCACUAAAAUAAAUGAUUAAAAUAACUUAAUAAAAUCUCUUUAUGUCACUAAGUUGAUUUUUUUGAG
Messenger RNA from Paramisgurnus dabryanus, 4319 nucleotides. NCBI's taxonomy places the organism in Eukaryota, Metazoa, Chordata, Actinopteri, Cypriniformes, Cobitidae. The record is from RefSeq and is a predicted model, not a curated record.